AUGGCGACCAGAGCGCUAUCCUUCUCCUCGCUCGCCUCCACGGUCUUCGCCUCCCUGCCGCGGCCCUCACCUUCGCCUCCCCUCCUCCUCCUUCUUGGUCCUCGCCCCCGCGCCUCCUCUCUCUCCACCGCCGCUGCCGCUGCUCCCGACGACGAGGACGGCGUCGACACCGUGGAGCAGCUCCUGCACCCGCGCCCGCGCCCACCCGCCGCCUCCUCCGGCUCCCGCGGCCGGAUCGACCGCCUCAUGAAGCUGCAGCGCCGCGCCGGCGGCGACGCCGUGCCCGGGGCGGCGGGGCCCGGGGUCCGGAGGAGGUGGUUCCCGUACCUGGAUGCGUUCCGGCCCGCGGCGGCCGGGGGCGCGGAGCUGUGCAGCGGGGAGGUCAUCGAGGUGCUGGAGCCGCGCAUCCUCGAGGCGCGGCGGGACCGGAUUCGACGAGCCGUUGGCAACCGGAGCUACGCCGUUUGCCUUGUGGUGGAAGGCCUCUCCGACUUCGGCAACGUCUCGGCCGCGUUCCGCUCCGCCGAUGCGCUCGGCGUGCAGUCCGUGCACGUCAUAUCCUGUGAUGCAGCAAAAGGUGCAGAGGUGAAGAGUGAACCUAAAUUGCUGUAUAACACUGAGUAG
This is a messenger RNA of Miscanthus lutarioriparius, 624 nucleotides long. The record is from the annotation of a GenBank genome assembly. Lineage: Eukaryota; Viridiplantae; Streptophyta; Magnoliopsida; Poales; Poaceae.